UUGGUCGACAGGCCUGUCAGUAACGUUGCCCUUACCGCCCACUUCCGCCCAGUUUCUGAAGCAGUACAAUCCCGAUUGUUUAUGUUCCUAGAGCAUUAAUUUGGUCCCAAUUCACAGGUUGUGUGUUUGGCUGUCUGUGAUGCUUGAAGUGAGCCUGGGGCGCAGUGACAGGCCGAUGGUGGAAACAUGACUUCUGAGUAACAUUGACUUUUUCUGCUCAGUAUGAACAGCGAGGAGGAGUUCUACGACGCUGAGACAGGGCUGGAGUCAGAUGAUUCCUGUGAGGUCAGUUUUAAAGAUGCCCUAGUGUUUGACAGCAAGCAGGUAACCAGUGGCAGUAGGACACAGGAGAAUGGAGUGUGGGAGCGCAGGAAAGCUCUGCCUGCCGAAAUGAUCUCCAGGAACAACUUCAGUGUGUGGAAUAUACUGAAGAAAUGCAUUGGCAUGGAGCUGUCCAAAAUAGCGAUGCCGGUGGUGUUUAACGAGCCGCUGAGCUUUCUCCAGAGAAUCUCGGAGUACAUGGAGCACACGCACCUCAUCCACAAAGCCUGCAGUUUGUCUGACUCCAUUGAGCGCAUGCAGGUUGUUGCUGCAUUCGCUGUUUCAGCUGUGGCAUCUCAGUGGGAAAGGACUGGAAAACCAUUUAAUCCUUUACUGGGGGAGACAUAUGAACUCACAAGAGAGGAGGAGGGCUACAGAUUGAUCUCAGAGCAAGUGAGCCACCACCCCCCGAUCAGUGCCUUCCAUGCCCAGUCUCUGAAGCAGGAAUUUGAGUUUCACGGCUCCAUCUACCCCAAGCUGAAGUUCUGGGGCAAGAGUGUAGAGGCCGAGCCCAAAGGCACCAUGACGCUGGAGUUACUGAAGCAUAAAGAAGCAUACACAUGGACAAACCCUAUGUGCUGUGUGCAUAACAUCAUCCUGGGAAAGCUUUGGAUCGAGCAAUAUGGAACUGUGGAGAUAGUUAAUCACAGCACGGGGGAUAAGUGUGUGCUAAACUUCAAGCCAUGUGGCAUGUUUGGAAAAGAGCUGCACAGAGUGGAGGGUCAUAUCCAAGACAAGAGUAAGAAGAAGCGGCGUGUGAUCUACGGGAAGUGGACAGAGUGCAUGUACAGCGUGGACCCCAAGGUUUACGAAGCCAACAAGAAGGCUGACAAGAAGUCAGGGGGAGAGUCAAAGAAGCUGAAGCAGGAACAUAGCACCGAAAGCGAGGAGGCAGAUGAGAUGCCAGAAGUUCAAGAGACUGUGACUGUGAUACCAGGAAGUGCCUUACUGUGGAGGAUCACACCGCGACCUGCUCACUCAGCACAGAUGUAUAACUUCACCAGCUUCGCCAUGACACUAAAUGAGCUGGAGCCCGGCAUGGAGAGGCUACUGGCACCGACAGACUGCCGGCUGCGGCCUGACAUCAAAGCUAUGGAGAACGGAGACAUAGACACGGCGAGUACAGAGAAAGAGCGGCUAGAGGAGAAACAGAGGGCUGCACGAAAGGAGCGCUCCAAGGAUGAAGAGGAGUGGUCGACCAGGUGGUUUCAGUUGGGAACAAACCCUCAUACGGGGGCUGAGGAUUGGCUCUACACAGGUGGAUACUUUGACAGGAGUUACACUGACUGUCCCAACAUUUAUUGACAAACGAGGUGCUGAGUGUCAAGCUCAAUCUGCAGCUCCGCCCUGAUUGGAUUUAUUUUGUCUCAGCGUCUAAGAUCUGGGUCUUUGUGAUGUCCAGACACUCACCGGUACGGUUUCAUCAUUAGAUACGAAAAACUGAUAUCAAAAUGUCAAUAAUGUAUCAGACGGAAAUUAUUUAUCUGCAAUUGAGCGUGAAAGUUAGUUCACAAGUGAAGUAACAUUGAGGAUGAUUUUUACUUGUUGAUGACACAUCAGCCAUCACGACUCUGACAUCAAUGGUCCCCAUGUUACUCGCCUCACAGAUGUUGCCUGUUCUAUCCAAGUUAUUUUGUAAAAAAUUCAGCAAUGUGAUCUCUGGAGCGGUGGCCGCGCCGCUGUGGAAUAUAAAGCUUUGACUUCUCAAUAAUACGUUGGCCGUUUGAGUUGAGGUACUCAAUCACAGUCGUACAUCUAGAUGUACCACACACUUCUGUCAAGGUACAUUCAAAUAUCAGGGGUUACUUACACACAUCUGCUACUUUUAUAUAAUCUCUUUGAAUAUUAGAUGUCUAUUUUAGUUAGCACUAAACCAUCACUUAAACAUCACAAGUGUGAUUAUUUUCUGUGACUAGAGAACUAGAAAUGAAAGCUGCUUAUAACAAUGUUUACUUGCACAGUAAACAGAAAUAUUGUUGGUAAAUUAUGUUGUUGACAGCUGUAACAUAUAGAUAAUGUGCAUAAUACGUUGGUGCAUGCAUGGUCACCAAGACGAUUAUUUACACACCUUAAAGCCAUAAACCGGUGGUCUGCACUGAACAAAAUACUGUAAAUGAUUCAUUUAAAUUGCUAAGUAAAGGGAUGACAGAAGGCAGAGCAGAUUGGUUUGGCUCACCAGGUGACAAUGGGACACACAGAGAAACCUCUGUCAGACUUUCAUAUUGACUCUUGAUAUCACCCAUUUGUCUGUGGAUGUGGACGACACAGUUGCUCUGACCGUGGCACAGUUUGACUUGUUAAUGACCCUCCCGUGACGGAGGCCUCAGAUCUGCUCAGUUUCCAGUUCCGGGUCCUGCUCCAAACAAAGCUGAUUGGCAGCAAAUGAAACAGGACACCUUUUCAAUGUCACAAACCUAUGCAAACAGCCAUCUCCAUUCAGUCUUCCCUCCCGAAAUGUGAAAAAAGAAACACUCUGAUCCUUUUAGCUUGUAUCCAAUGUGUGCUUAAGAUACCUGUUGAAAUGAAUGUUCUAGUUUUGUGCUAAUAAUAUCAUGCUUACAUACAGUAUGGUUGUUAUAGGGUAGAGAUGCUCCUUUGUUUUUUUGGUUUCCAAGCACUAAUUUUUGCAUAAAACUGCACAUCUGUACACCUCCAGUCCCAUGCACAUACUGUACAGUGAUAUAUGUUGCCCAUGUUCCCGAGCUCCCCUCAACGUACUGAAUGAAUUCAAUGCACUUUGAGAUGAGACGACUGCAGCCGCUCACAGGUUCAAGUCCCUUUUGUCAAUGUCUGCCAUUCAUUUGGAAAUGUUUACAUCCUGUGUUCCUUGCUUUUUCUCCUCUUCCUGUUCAUGUUUUUUCCCCCCAAUACUAAUACAGAGCACCACAAUUUACACAACUACACCUUUAGCAACAUACUGUAGUACAGAAAGCAUACCUCCUGCCAUUGUAUUGUAUAGGCCAUAUGCAUACAAAAGAGUAUUUAAGAAAUAAAUUAUGGACUAUUAAAAUUA
Molecule: messenger RNA, 3334 nt
Organism: Myripristis murdjan (pinecone soldierfish)
Lineage: Eukaryota; Metazoa; Chordata; Actinopteri; Holocentriformes; Holocentridae
Product: oxysterol-binding protein-related protein 2-like
Exons: 14
Coding region: 223-1626 (467 amino acids)
Cellular component (GO): plasma membrane; perinuclear endoplasmic reticulum; cytosol
Molecular function (GO): cholesterol binding
Source: RefSeq, a predicted model, not a curated record